Diplodia corticola is the source of this 1212-nucleotide messenger RNA. RefSeq names its product trna dihydrouridine synthase. Gene Ontology annotation, cellular component: cytoplasm. The transcript has a single exon. The record is from RefSeq and is a predicted model, not a curated record. The coding region runs from base 1 to 1212 and encodes 403 amino acids. Gene Ontology annotation, molecular function: tRNA dihydrouridine synthase activity; flavin adenine dinucleotide binding. NCBI's taxonomy places the organism in Eukaryota, Fungi, Ascomycota, Dothideomycetes, Botryosphaeriales, Botryosphaeriaceae. Gene Ontology annotation, biological process: tRNA dihydrouridine synthesis.
AUGUCGUCCGCUCCGCCGCGUGUGCCCAUUCCCAAAAAUGGCGUCGACUACCGCAACAAGAUCGUCCUCGCCCCCAUGGUGCGCUCUGGCGAGCUGCCCUCGCGCCUGCUCGCCCUCCACUACGGCGCCGACCUGGUCUGGGGCCCCGAGACCAUUGACAAGGCCCUCAUCGGCACGAGGCGCGUCGAGAACCCCGCCACGAAGACGAUCGAAUACCGCCGCUUUUCCAACAAUGGCCAGAAGAACCACGUCCCAGACCCCAACCAGAGGGAAAGCGUGAUAUUCAGGAUAGACCCGGAGCGCGAGAAGGGCAAGCUGAUCUUCCAGCUUGGCACUCCAACCCCCGAGUCGGCCGUCCAGGCUGCUUCCUUGGUCGCCGCCGACGUCGCCGGUAUUGAUGUCAAUUCAGGCUGCCCGAAGCCGUUCAGCACGCACGGCGGAAUGGGUGCCGCCCUGCUGAAGGAUCCGGACAGGCUGUGCGCCAUCCUCGAAGCCUUGGUCAGCGAGGUUGGCCAGAAGUUUGAGAUUGGCAUCAGCGUGAAGAUUCGGAUAUUAGACAAGCCCGAGGACACCGAGGCUCUGGUGGGCAGGCUCGUCAAGACCGGCAUCAUUGGCUUGACGGUGCACUGCCGCACCACACCCAUGCGCCCGCGCGAGAGGGCCAUUCGCGACCAGGUAAAGAUGAUCCGCCAGAUCUGCCAUGAUGCCGGCGUCGCUUGUUUGAUCAACGGCGAUGUCGAGGAUUACGACCACGGUCUCCAGCUCAUGGAAGAGUUCGGCGUAGACGGUGCAAUGAUUGCAACGGCCGCCGAGAAAAACUCGAGCGUUUUCUGCCGCAAGGCUGACGGCGGGAAGAAGCCAUGGCAGGAGGUCGUCAAGCAAUACGUCAUCUUCACUCUUCACGUCGACAACCGCUGGGGAAACACCAAAUACCUCCUCAGCCAGCUGAUCCCUGGAAAAGACAAUGCGUACAAGAAAAUGAACCAGUGCCACUGCUAUGUGGAGUUGAUCGAAGCCCUCGGUUACGACGACCUCAUGCACAUGGCUCAGGCAACCGAUGACAGGCUCAAAAUCCCCAUUAGGACUACCAAGGCUGAGAAGCGCGCUCUUGCCAGAGAGGCCAAAAUGGACGAGGGCGAGGCCAAGAGGGCGAAGACAGUUGUGGCCGUUGAGAUCCCCGAUGCCCUCCUGACGUCUGCAGCCACUGUGUGA